UCUUCUUCACGAUUAUGCUGUGGAUGUUAAAAGUCGUACUGUACGUACAUUAAAAUUAAUAAUUGCCGUAAGUGUUAUGGCUGAUGUUUUAGGAGUCGUUUUCAGACGGUUUGCGUCAGGAACCCGUGAUUUAAUAUUUCCCUUUGAUAUAGAAGGCAACACGCUGGUGCUCGGGGAUGUAAAUACCAGCAGGUCUGUGUUGUUUCUCGCAGCGGUCACAGCUGCCACUGAUUUGGGCCUCAAAGUGCUGUUUUUCACACAGAGCCCUUUUCAGACUCUACCGGUGUCUCUGAGGGCUUCCGUGCCUGGACUCAAACUAGAGAGUCUCAAGAACGUGAGGUUUGUGUAUGCGAAGACUCUAGAGGAUCUUCUGGAGGAUGUGGCGUCUCUUCAUCAGCUGGCGUCUGAAGCCGCGUCUCUACCGUCUUUGAUUAUAGUGGACGCUCUGGACCAGUAUCUUCAAGCGGGACCUCUACAGGAUGACCUGAGCCCUGUGGCCCACAUUGCAGCCCUCCUGCACGACACGGCAGCGUUUCUGACACAGAUCCAGCAGAGCAGAGCAGGCGGACAGGGCCUGUGCAGAGUCAUGCUGUCCUGUCAGGCCGAGGGUGAAGGCCGUGGGGAAUCAGCGGAGAUCCUCCUGUCUGUUCUGGACCGGUAUCUGCAGGUGAGGUGCACGCUGGAGGAGGUGACGGGACAGACAGGUCAGAGCGAGUGGCAGGUGUAUCUGUCCUUCACAAAUCCUGCACCGGCCAUCCAGGGCCAGCAGUGGCACAUGAUGCUGCAGGCAGGAGGAGCUCUGGAGUUUCGUCCAGUCAGCACUUGAGAGCAGGAGAUUCUAGAGCAAACACAACUGAGGGAUGUGGAGAGGGCAGGUGGUGUGACUGCAAUCACUGGACUGGUCCAAGAACUCCAGUAGCCUUUAUAAGAAACGCCGUCCGGUUUGACACGGACCCACACCUUGUAUCUGGUGUCAGGCUGUAAACCACGCAAAACCAGCAUGGUGCUGGCUUUGGUCUCCUCCACCUACAGAAGACAAACUGAUGAGUUUCAACAAGGAUAAAAACACACCUCCAAUCAAACGUCUGGAAAAAAUGUAAUGGUUUUUGAAAAGUCCCUUAAGCUGAUGAAGCUGCAUUUAUUUGAUUAUAAAAUACAGUAAAAACUGAAAUAUUGUGAAAUGUUUGAACAGU
Danio aesculapii is the source of this 1193-nucleotide messenger RNA. It is a transcript of the gene swsap1, whose product is annotated as SWIM-type zinc finger 7 associated protein 1. The record is from RefSeq and is a predicted model, not a curated record. The transcript has 4 exons. NCBI's taxonomy places the organism in Eukaryota, Metazoa, Chordata, Actinopteri, Cypriniformes, Danionidae. Gene Ontology annotation, molecular function: single-stranded DNA binding. Gene Ontology annotation, cellular component: Shu complex. Bases 77 to 826 code for a protein of 249 amino acids. Gene Ontology annotation, biological process: double-strand break repair via homologous recombination.